AUGCGUGGAAUCAAGUUGCCUUGGAUUCUGGUGGUCUCAAAAAUACUAGCUUUACAGUUUCUGCAAUUGUCCGCCGCCGGCUUUGACCUAGAUUCAUUUGACCUGAUCAAUCAACACGUCUCUUACUCAUUAUAUGAUUCUCGAAUCUUCAAUAUAACCACCGAUAUUAGAAGUUAUAAUCAAAGGUUGCACUUCAUCCUAGAAAGAAACGAUGAUCUUAUCGCACAUGAUAUCUCUAUUCGACAUUUGAGCAGCGAUGGAAAUGAGAAGGAGGAUCUUGAAUCAUUCCAUCGUGCUCUUCAAUUUGCCAGAGGAUCGGUUCGCAUGGGAAGAACACCACAGACAAGCGAAGAGGUCGGAUGGGCAAGACUAGAAUUGAUCUGGGAUGUGGCAAACCCUUCCUUUCGUGGGACAUUUACCAUAAUGAAAGAUCAGUACACCGUUGAGCCUAAGAUAACCAAUAACGGCUCUACAAUGAUGAUAUCCUCAAAACGACCGGCACACAGCCUCGACAAUCGAUGCAAAACUUCGCCGGAAUACCUCUCCCACAAAAGACAAUCUUCAAAUCAAUGGGACAACAGUAAUUUGAUAGCCAACAUUGGUAGCACGAACGGCUGUCCGAGCACGAGACGGAUAGCUUACAUUGGGAUAGUCACUGAUUGUACUUUCACUACAAGCUUCGACUCCACUGAUUCCACUCACCGAUACAUCUUGAACAUGGUUAAUACCGCAUCGGUGGUCUUUGAGAGCAGCUUCAAUAUAUCUCUGGGCAUACGAAAUUUGACUAUCAGUGACACUGAAUGUCCUACCAGUGGCUCAAGGAUAAAUGCGUGGAACGCUCCAUGCUCGCAAGGGAAUCUGAACACGCGUCUUCAGACUUUCUCUCAAUGGAGGAGCUCCCUUGACGAUCGCAAUGCUUACUGGACUUUGUUAAGUGGGUGUUCCGUUUCUGUGGGCGAAAUCGGAGUAUCAUGGGUUGGUGCCUUGUGCAACUCGGGGGGUGGCUAUAACAACGGGGGAUCCAGUGCCAAUGUCGUCGCUCGAACCCAGACUCAGUGGCAGGUAUUUGCGUAA
This is a messenger RNA of Penicillium manginii, 1074 nucleotides long. RefSeq lists its product as uncharacterized. Lineage: Eukaryota; Fungi; Ascomycota; Eurotiomycetes; Eurotiales; Aspergillaceae. The coding region runs from base 1 to 1074 and encodes 357 amino acids. The transcript has 2 exons. Gene Ontology annotation, biological process: proteolysis. Gene Ontology annotation, molecular function: metalloendopeptidase activity. The record is from RefSeq and is a predicted model, not a curated record.